AUGAAGCAAACAGUGGAAUCAGCUACCAUUGCAUCCGUUGGAUUGUCCAUUUUUCACGCUUCCGUGCCAGAUUCAACAGAUGGAUCUGUUUUUUCACCUAACAACGAUAGCGAUGGUUGUUUACCUCCUUCAACAACAAAAGAAGAAAUAAAACCUAUAAAAUAUACGUGUGAUAAUUACAAUUUAUUGACACUGAAACAAGGUGAUAUCUUGAUCAGCACCUCGGUUGGCCAAUUUUUGUGUCAGCAUGAAUACAGUUUUGACGCCAUGUUUACAAAGGGUAUCCCAUUUACUCCACCCGGUGAUAUGAAGCACGGGAAUUCUGACAAACGACUUCAUAAUUUAUGGACCAAAAUUAUGACUGCGAUGGACUUACAUAAUAUACCUUUAAUCUUGCAUAACGGUUUAUUUGACUUGGUUUACCUCUAUCAUUGUUUUAUCGGUGCUCUACCUGAUACACUGGGUAGGUUUCUUGUGCAGAUCACUGCAAAUUUUCCGUCUGGGUUAUAUGAUACGCGCUUUAUGGCAGGUAAAGCAGAUUUUGAUGCCACCUUUUUAGCCUACGUAUUCUCCAAGUCAGACAGAUUACGUCAAAAUCGAUUCGGUGGAAAUGUGGAUGGAGAACCUUAUUUUGUGGUGGAUGUAAAUUCGCCGUUUAUUGAAAAGCAAUUGAUAGGUGAGAAGAGAAAAAGAUCAGUCGAGGAAGAGGGCGCUAAACUGGAUACGCAGAUCAAAUACUGUAUUAGCUAUGCGACUGCAGCUCACGAUGUACAAAUAAUUUUGGAUUCUAAAAUGGGGCCAUCUGAAUAUCCACAAGUAUACACGUCUCAAAGAAAAGAUGAAGAUGGUGCCCAUGCUGCCCAUUUUGACGCCUAUAUGACUGGCUUUAGUUUUUGUUACUUUCAAAACACAUUUAACCCCAUCAUCAUGAAAUCCUGCUUAAACAGGAUGACGCUUAGUGGAUUUGAUGUUCCCUUGGUGUUUCCAGUGAAAAAAUCGAAGCGAUAA
Messenger RNA from Mucor mucedo, 1008 nucleotides. RefSeq names its product ribonuclease H-like domain-containing protein. The record is from RefSeq and is a predicted model, not a curated record. Gene Ontology annotation, cellular component: cytoplasm; Cajal body. The transcript is spliced from 2 exons. The coding region runs from base 1 to 1008 and encodes 335 amino acids. Lineage: Eukaryota; Fungi; Mucoromycota; Mucoromycetes; Mucorales; Mucoraceae. Gene Ontology annotation, molecular function: 3'-5'-RNA exonuclease activity; snRNA binding. Gene Ontology annotation, biological process: snRNA 3'-end processing.